Molecule: messenger RNA, 863 nt
Organism: Podarcis muralis (Common wall lizard)
Lineage: Eukaryota; Metazoa; Chordata; Lepidosauria; Squamata; Lacertidae
Product: normal mucosa of esophagus-specific gene 1 protein-like
Cellular component (GO): respiratory chain complex IV
Source: RefSeq, a predicted model, not a curated record
UUAUCAUCGCGGGUGUUCUCACCAUGGCGAACAAGGGAUUCUUCCAGCUGCUGAUGAAGAAGAAGGAACUUAUUCCUCUGAUCGGGUUUGUGAGUUUUGCUGGAUUCGGAGCUACCUUCGCAGGCUGGAACGCGCUGAGAAAACCCGAUCUGAUUUUAAGCAAGUCUGACCCAGAACCGUGGCAAUAUGUGGAUCCUACCAAACCCCAGAAGCAUCUAACAAUCAACCAGCAAUGGAAGCCCAUAGAAGAGCUGGAGACAGUUCGAGAAAUGACGAAGCGAUGAGGUGUCACCCCCUCCAAACGACACUCUAUGAAUCUAGUGGAAUCAUUUCUGCACAAACUAGAUUAUCGAAACCAGUGUGCGGAAAUGCUUCUGCUACAUUUUUAGGGUCUCCCUCCAAUUUUUUGGACUCUGGAUUAAGGACUUUUACUGUUGGCCUUAGUAAGUUACCGUGUAUACAUCCACACAGUCCAAAGACAAAGGUUGGCUCACAUUUGCGACAGCCACGUUUGCUUUGAAGCACUGUGUCCGACGAUCUAUAUGCUGUCCCCUUGUGAACUUUGAAAAGAGUUGUCUUAUUUUUCUCCGAAAUAAUGCUGUAAUAUAUAUUUUCAAUAAACCUGGAAUCGAAAUUUGAAGUUAGUACAGUAAACGGAAUUUCCUUUUCAGUUCGUAGGGGGUAUACACAGCUUUCACCUCGAGCAAACAUACCAUAAUAUGCUAAAGUUCAGGAUUUGGUCUGGUAGCUCUUACACUGUUUCCAUUGGUCAUGCAAACACAGCCUUGAGCUAGGAAGCUAAGCACACUUACCCAGAAAUGUGUUCCAACCAGUGCUUUUUUCGGGGGGGGGGCGCAUACACC